AACGUGACAGUCUCUUCUUCCUCAUCUUCCCUUUCAAACAUAAAUAUAUAUAACCGCUUUUUGUCUCUUUGUCCCUUUUACAGUUAUACUAACUUCUCUCAUGUCUACAAAUAUGACUGGCGGCGAAAGGCGGUGGAGAGAGGCGGAGGAGCUCGUGAUUGAGCAAUUCCGGCUAAUCACCACCACUCUUCUCAGCCUUCUCUUCCCUCUCUCUUUUCUCCUCCUUAGCCGUCUCUCCUCCGCCGCCUUCAUCCUCUCCUUACCAUCGCCGCCGCGUGAAAACCCCGACUCUUUCUUCCUCAACACAAUCCAUGCGCUACUAUACGCCGUUGUUUCAAUAGUAACCGUUCAUACUCUAAUCCACAGCUGCUUGAUCACCAAAAUAAGACCUUCCGCAGAUACUAACCGUACGAUCAGUUUCUAUUAUCCACGUGUCAGCAUCGCGUGGGUUUUCCUUUUGAUUCUUCAAUUCGCCGUUGGAUUAGGCUUUCGAGUAACGAUCUCAAAAGGAGUCAACGGGGUAGUCAACGGUAAUAAUCACAAUUUCUUGACGAGACUCUUGUUUUUCUUUGGUCUCCACGAGGCUACGAUUCAGUGGUACCGAAUGAUCGUGAAGACGGUGGUGGAAAGCGGUUUUGGCCGGAGAGAAGAAGAGACGACGGUGGUAGAGAGAGUGGCUUUAGCAGCAAGUUGCGGUGCUUUGUGGUGGUGGAAGCUUCGGGAUGAGAUAGAGGCUUUGGUUGGCGUAACGGAGGUAAAGAGAGCUUUAAUGUUAUUGUUAUCCAUCGACGUCGUCGAUUUGAAUACUAGUCUGGUUGACUUAGGAACAGUUGAUUUUGUGAACUGGUGGUUGUAUAAUAUGAUUGUGACGAUUGGUGUGGUUAGGAUCUUAAAAGGAUGUAUUCGGAUUGGAAUGAUCUUGCUUUUUGAGCAAGCAAAAAUUCCACGUGGCAUAUCCCCAUCUGGUGUCAAUGAUGACAUUAACCAAGGAGAUAAUCAAGUGUAAAUUUUAAAAGGCAAUAUAUAUAUAUGAAAA
Molecule: messenger RNA, 1036 nt
Organism: Camelina sativa (false flax)
Lineage: Eukaryota; Viridiplantae; Streptophyta; Magnoliopsida; Brassicales; Brassicaceae
Source: RefSeq, a predicted model, not a curated record